Molecule: messenger RNA, 432 nt
Organism: Paramecium octaurelia
Lineage: Eukaryota; Ciliophora; Oligohymenophorea; Peniculida; Parameciidae
Source: the annotation of a GenBank genome assembly
AUGAUUACAAAACUAGGCUAUCAGUAAUUAACAAUUAUUAUUGAUACUAAACAUAUAAUUGAAAUUCAAAAAGUUUGCUAUAUAUAUUAAUUAGAAUCAAAUAAUUCAAAAUCAAAUGAAUGGAUCAAUAAAGUUUUGACUCUAAAGUAUCAGUCUAAUUCAGGAUGGAAACAAAGAAUAUUUGAUACAGGAUUUAAUAGAUGAAUAGAUUCAAAAAUUAAGCAGCAAGGACCAAUUAAAGUUGGAAUUUAUCUAUAUUAUGGUAUUUUCUUUGGUUCUAAAUACUUUAUUAUCCAUAUUAUGUAAUUGGUAAAAUCUUAAAUUGAGCUUGAAGUAAUUUAAAUAUUGUAAGUAUUUUAAUAAUUAAUUAUUAGAAUUCUUUAAAAUGGAAAAUGCUAGAAGAUGAGUUAACUACGAGGUAGGGCAUUUUGA